AUGGGCGCCGUUCUGCCGUACCGCGACAUCAAUGUGCACUCGUCCCCCUCGCACUACGCCUUCUCCUCCCCGUCCUCGCCCACUGCGCCGACAUUGGUGGUAGACCGGCCUUCUGGUGACGUUCGUUUGCACGAUGGCAAGCUGCUGGGCUCGAAAAGGGUGUCCAGCAUUGCCGGCAUUCUUGGUAUCAUCAAGCUGCGACUAGACAAGUACAUUAUCGUCAUUACCAAGGCCCAGCCCAUGGGCAGGAUAAAGGGCCACAUGAUUUACAAGGUCGUUGCUACUGAGUUCCUGCCGCUGCGCGAGCGCCCACUGCACGACCCUGACGAGGACAACUACCAGUCUCUGCUUAAGACGCUGAUCAAGACAUCACCGCUGUUUUUCUCCUACUCCUUCGAUAUCACAAACAGCUUCCAGCGCCAAGCUCACCUCGAUCCCUCGAUACCGCUCUGGAAGCGCGCAGAUGACCGCUUCUUCUGGAACCGCUUCGUGUCCAGCGACCUUGUUGACUUCCGUGGAGGACUGAGUACCGGCUAUGGCAGGCACUCGAGCGGCCAGUCGCCAGAUGUCGACCCCUUCAUCCUGCCUGUCAUGUACGGAAUGAUGGAGAUCAAGAACACUUCGAUCAAGGGCACACCUCUUACCUUCAUCCUGAUCACAAGAAGGUCACGACUUAAGGCAGGGACACGAUACUUCUCGCGCGGUAUUGACGAGAACGGCAAUGUGUCCAACUUCAACGAGACAGAGCAGGCCAUCAUACUCAACGACAGCGCAUCAGGCGGGCCAGGGGGCUUUGGGUCGAAUCAGAACGGGACAGCAAACGCGCUCCCCGGCAAGGAGACGCAGAUCCUUGCAUACGUUCAGACCCGAGGCAGUGUUCCGGUCUACUGGGCUGAGAUCAACACCCUCAAGUACACACCGAAGCUGCAGGUUCGUGGUGUUGAGUCAGCCAUCCCCGCAGCCAAGAAGCACUUUGCGGAGCAAAUCAGGCUGUACGGUGACAACUGGAUGGUCAACCUGGUCAACCAGAAGGGACGCGAGCAGCGAGUCAAGGAGGCAUAUGAGGAAAUGGUCAAUUCUCUGCUGACAUCGCCAAACGAGAAUGUUGAAGGUGACAGGAUUACCGAAGAGAAGUUCCAUAUCGUCGAGCCCGCAAACGCCCAGACCGUCUGGGACCGCCUCCACUACGUCUACUUCGACUUCCACACAGAGACAAAGGGUCUGCGAUGGGACCGAGCGAAGUUGUUGAUGGAUCAGUUGGAACCGCAUGUAUUGAAGCACGGCUACUUCCGGGCUGUGGACAUGCCUGGUGAUGGCAGCCGUGUCGAGGUCAGGCGUCACCAGACCGCUGUUGUUCGUACGAACUGUAUGGACUGCCUUGACCGUACAAACGUUGUGCAGAGCAUGAUCGGACGAUACAUCCUCUCGCGCAUGCUCAUCGACCUUGACUUGAUGCAUGAAGGUGAGAGCGCAGAAGAGGACAAGGCCUUCGAGUUCCUGUUCCGCAAUGUAUGGGCUGAUAACGCGGAUGUUGUCUCGAAGUCCUACUCCGGUACUGGCGCGCUCAAGACCGACUUUACACGUCUCGGUGUUCGGACCAAAGGUGGCGCACUUCAGGAUCUCAACAACUCCAUCACACGUUACUGCCUCAACAACUUCAGCGACGGACCCAGGCAGGACGCAUUUGAUCUGUUCUUGGGCAACUACCUGCCCAGCGACUCUGCAAUCGGUGGGCAGCUUCUUUUUGCCGACCGAAGGCCUAUCUUCAUUCAGUCGAUACCCUACAUUCUUGCUGCCAGCAUCUUCUUCAUUCUCGUCAACUGGCCCAAACUCAACCGCCUCCCGCACCAAGUCGAAGCCUACCAAUCUAGCCUUACCAAAGUCUCGCACAAUCCCGUAGUCGGCUCUCUAAUUGGCACGAAGCACGAGCGAGGCAAGAGUGAUGCCAGGCUGCUGGGCUUGGAGGAGGGCAAGAAGCGUGUUGAGUAG
Molecule: messenger RNA, 1989 nt
Organism: Didymella exigua CBS 183.55
Lineage: Eukaryota; Fungi; Ascomycota; Dothideomycetes; Pleosporales; Didymellaceae
Exons: 3
Coding region: 1-1989 (662 amino acids)
Biological process (GO): phosphatidylinositol dephosphorylation
Cellular component (GO): endoplasmic reticulum
Molecular function (GO): phosphatidylinositol-4-phosphate phosphatase activity
Source: RefSeq, a predicted model, not a curated record